GGGCUGUGGAACGCGCCGUGCCCCGCGGGCGAGUUGCAGAGCUGCCCGGGCUUCGCCCUGGCCUCCCGCACCUCCAGCGCCGCGGGGCGCAGCGAGACUGGCUGGGGAAGAGAGAAGAGACUUCAGUUCAAAGCUGCAGCUUGCAAAAAAUGCACAGCAGUGCAUUUACUUAAUCUUGUCAGACUUUCUUUCACAGUAAGCGAUGGAUUGGAGUUGAGGCCAAAAUACAAUGGGAUUCUCCACUGUAUAACCACUGUCUGGAAGCAUGAAGGACUGCGAGGCCUAUAUCAAGGAGUAACUCCAAACAUGUUGGGAGCAGGAGCUUCCUGGGGACUUUACUUUUUCUUUUACAAUGCCAUCAAAGCUUACAAGAAGGAAGGGAAGCUGCAAGGUCUCAGUGCAACCGAACACCUAGUGUCAGCUGCAGAGGCUGGAGCGAUGACUCUCUGCAUUACGAACCCAGUCUGGGUGACGAAGACGCGGCUGGUGCUGCAGUAUAACGCUGGUGUGGAUCCGUCCAAGCGGCAGUACAGAGGAAUGUUUGAUGCUCUUACAAAGAUAUACAAGACAGAGGGCAUACGUGGCUUAUAUAAGGGAUUUGUUCCUGGUCUGUUUGGAACUUCACAUGGAGCACUUCAGUUCAUGGCAUAUGAGGAUUUGAAGCUGAGAUACAACACGUACAGAAACAGAGUAUCAGAUGCAAAAUUGAACACUGUGGAAUACAUUAUGAUGGCAGCCGUAUCCAAAAUAUUUGCUGUGUCAGCAACGUAUCCCUAUCAAGUUGUGCGAGCUCGUCUUCAAGAUCAGCAUAAUACAUAUUCUGGUGUGUUUGACGUGAUCCGCAGGACGUGGAGGAAAGAAGGAAUUCAUGGAUUUUACAAAGGAAUUAUCCCCAAUGUGAUCAGAGUGACUCCUGCCUGCUGUAUUACCUUUGUUGUUUAUGAAAAUGUGUCUAGUUUUUUACUUGGUUUUAGAAAAGAGAAUAAUUAAAGGUAUGAGCUUGGUGUGCAUGAGGAAUCUAUCCUUUAUGGUUUUACAUUUAUGAUCUGGGAAAGAUUUAGUUCAGCAGUCUUUUUUUGACACUGUGAAUUGAUCUAGUAUUUUGAGGAAAGAAGCUGGAGAUAGUAAAACCUUGCCAACAUCUCUUCUGCUGAAUGUUCCUGCAUUGCUGCCUUCCUCUGUGAAUCAGCUCUGUCUGCUGGAAACAGAUGUUGCUGCAACUGUGAAAUAAAAAAUAGCACUGAUACUGGGUGAAGGCAGCUGUGCAGCAAUUCAGUUCAUCCUGGCCUGCCUGGAAUAACGGACUAAUCUGUUUUGACAAGUCUC
Merops nubicus (carmine bee-eater) is the source of this 1326-nucleotide messenger RNA. RefSeq names its product solute carrier family 25 (mitochondrial folate carrier), member 32 (gene SLC25A32). The transcript is spliced from 8 exons. NCBI's taxonomy places the organism in Eukaryota, Metazoa, Chordata, Aves, Coraciiformes, Meropidae. Gene Ontology annotation, cellular component: mitochondrion. The annotation marks the transcript as partial. Gene Ontology annotation, biological process: folate import into mitochondrion; nucleotide transport. Gene Ontology annotation, molecular function: folic acid transmembrane transporter activity; FAD transmembrane transporter activity. The record is from RefSeq and is a predicted model, not a curated record.